AUGUCCCGAGCCUUCGGGGACUUGGCGUGCAACGGCGUGCUCAGGGAGCCCGAGUAUAAGCAGCUGUUCGUCCAGCCGACCGAUGAGGUCUACAUGAUCUUGGCCUCGGACGGGAUCUGGGAGUUCAUCAAUUACGAGGAUGCGGUGGAGCUCUCGGCCAAGAAGCUGCGCCUCAAGGGUCCCAGGGAGACCGUUAACUUCCUCAAGGGCGCCAGCCGGAAGCGGUGGGCCCACGUCUGCGGUGACUACUGCGACGACAUCACGUGCAUAUUGGUGCAGUGGAACGCGAAGGAUAAGGGCGACACGGCGUCGAAGACGAGCCAAUCCCUCGCUGUCAGCAGGCAUGAAUGA
This is a messenger RNA of Prorocentrum cordatum, 351 nucleotides long. NCBI's taxonomy places the organism in Eukaryota, Dinophyceae, Prorocentrales, Prorocentraceae. The record is from the annotation of a GenBank genome assembly.